AUGAAUUACUUCUCAGCUCCUCUGCUGCGACUGACUGCAUCUCUUAGUCUGCAGUCGGCGUUGAAGUAUGUCCUCACCCAGGGAGACUCUCUUCUCAUUACAACACUGGCAUCUCUCGCGGAUCAAGGCGCCUAUGCGCUUGCUUCAAACUAUGGAGGCCUCAUUGCACGCAUGCUUUUCCAACCCAUUGAAGAGAGUAGUCGCAACAUGUUCGCCAAGCUAUGCGCCAAUGUAGAAACAUCGUCGUCAACGGAAAAGAAGGAUCUAAAGAAGUCGGACGAACAAAAGCAAAACCUUGCUCAAGCUUCUAGGGUAUUGAGUACCAUACUUAGACUCUACGGGAUCAUCUCAUUGUUCGCGGUUACACUAGGACCUGUACUAGCCCCAGUACUUCUCUCCAUCGUUGCCGGGCAAAAGUGGUCUGCAACCUCUGCUUCGCAGGUACUCUCCACGUAUUGCUACUACAUACCCUUCCUCGCUAUCAACGGAGUCACGGAGGCUUUUGUAGCCGCAGUGGCAACCAACAAAGAGCUAUACGCACAGUCCAUUUCUAUGGGCAUCUUCUUUGCGCUCUUCGCGGGUAGUGCUUGGUUCUUCAUCGGGCAGCUCGAGAUGGGAGGCAAUGGCGUGGUUCUUGCAAACACGGUCAACAUGGGCUUGCGCAUCGUCUGGAACACCUGGUUUAUUGGCAGGUUCUUCGCAAGGAACGGCUCCGAGUUCAAUGUACUCGAGACGUUGCCCUCACUUGCUGCCGUGGCACCCGCAGCUGUUAUACCUACCCUGAUGCGAACGAAGCCUGCAAUCAGCUUUCUUGGACGGCUUGGGGUGCUUGGGGAGUUGAUCAGCAUGGGUGCAGUGGGUGGUGUUUACGUCUUGCACGUUCUUUUCUUCGAACGGCAGUUUCUCGUAGACUGCUAUCGCAUGCUCCGGCCGUCGCGGUCUGCUCAGCCACCCACGAAGUCGACUUGA
Molecule: messenger RNA, 969 nt
Organism: Alternaria novae-zelandiae
Lineage: Eukaryota; Fungi; Ascomycota; Dothideomycetes; Pleosporales; Pleosporaceae
Exons: 1
Coding region: 1-969 (322 amino acids)
Biological process (GO): glycolipid translocation; dolichol-linked oligosaccharide biosynthetic process
Cellular component (GO): endoplasmic reticulum membrane
Source: RefSeq, a predicted model, not a curated record